GAUUGGAAUUAUGAUAAUUAUGAAGAUUUUGGUGAACAAAUCGAUGAUAAUGAUGAUAGACCUACGAAAGAUUUAGAACAUUUUGAUUAUCGUUGUAUUAGUUUUUCUGAAGCAAAAAAUAUUUUAAAUGAUAUAAUUCAUAGUAUAACUAAUCGUAUAAAGCUCAAUCAUUCAUUGGCUAAAAUGCUAUUGAUACAAUGUAAAUGGGAUGCAAAUGAAGUUUUAAACAAAUAUUUCGCAUGUGAUAAUGAAUAUUUUGAAUGUAAAGGUGUAAAACCUUUUCAUAAAAGCUGGGAAGAUUCCAUCGCAAAAGCAUGGCAAUAUGAAUGCUCUUGUUCGCCUACAGCCAUACAAUCAGAACAGAAUCAACAAGCAUCAUCAUUAUCAUUAUUAAUGAUUUGUUGUGAUGUAUGUUUAGAUAGAGAUUUUAAAGAUCACUUCUUAUCAUUGAUUUGUGGCCAUUCAUUUUGUCAUGAUUGUUGGUUCAAUUAUUGCCGUGUCAAUGUUCAAAAUGGUCAAUCAACUGGUAUUCGUUGUAUGAACUCUGAUUGUCAACUAUUUUUGCCUGAAGAUUUUGUUCAUUUUAUUUUUAAAAAAACCAUACUAUUACGCGAAAAAUAUGAUUUACUUUCAUUUCGUGAAUCAGUUGAUUCUUAUAUUCGUAUGAGACUUUGUAUAAAUUCCGAAUGUCAAACAGUUAUAGCCGCACAAGAACAACCAGCAUCUAAACGUGUUACCUGUACAAAUUGUAAUAAUUCAUUCUGUUUUCAAUGUGGUAAUGAUUAUCAUGCUCCAACUGAUUGUAAAACCAUUUUACUUUGGUAUCGUAAAUGUGCCGAUGAUUCUGAAACAGCUCAUUAUAUUAGUGCACAUACUAAGCUUUGUCCAAAUUGUAGUUCUUGUAUUGAAAAAAAUGGUGGCUGUAAUCAUAUGAGCUGCUAUUCUUGUAAACAUGAAUUUUGUUGGAUUUGUCUAGGCACGUGGGAUAUACAUGGACCACAAUAUUUUAAAUGUAGUAAAUAUAAAGAAAAUCUUGAUAUAAAAAAUGAAUCAGAAAGAGCUAGAGAAGCAUUGAAAAAAUAUCUAUUCUACUAUGAACGUUGGGAUAAUCAUAUGAAAAGCUUAAAAUUAGAGGACGAAAAUCGACAACGAAUACAAGCAAAAAUUGAUGAUGAACUUAAUCGUAACAAUGGUACAUGGAUCGAUUGGCAAUAUCUAUUACGUGGUGCCAAAAUUCUUUCAAAAUGUCGUUAUACAUUACAAUAUACAUAUCCAUACGCAUAUUAUAUGGAAUGUGGUCCACAAAAAGAACUGUUCGAAUUUCAACAGGCAGCAUUGGAAAAUGAGAUUGAAAAUUUAGCAUGGAAAAUUGAAAACGCUGAAACAACUGAUCGUGGUGCACUUGAAAAUCAAAUGACAAUCGUUGAAAAAAGACGAACUACAUUGUUGUAUAAUUUUUUCCAAUACUGAUACUUGUUUUUUUCUCUCAAAUGAUCAACGAUUUUUUUUUUUUUUUUGAUUGACAUAUGAGUUUAUGAAUACAUUAUAUGAGUUUUUCAUUAUUAUAAAAUUAUACAAAUAAAAUCAGAUAUAUAAUUCAAAA
Molecule: messenger RNA, 1603 nt
Organism: Dermatophagoides farinae (American house dust mite)
Lineage: Eukaryota; Metazoa; Arthropoda; Arachnida; Sarcoptiformes; Pyroglyphidae
Gene: ari-2
Product: E3 ubiquitin-protein ligase ari-2
Biological process (GO): protein ubiquitination
Molecular function (GO): zinc ion binding; ubiquitin-protein transferase activity
Source: RefSeq, a predicted model, not a curated record